Messenger RNA from Lecanosticta acicola, 971 nucleotides. The record is from the annotation of a GenBank genome assembly. Lineage: Eukaryota; Fungi; Ascomycota; Dothideomycetes; Mycosphaerellales; Mycosphaerellaceae.
AUGGCUGAUCAAUCACUCGCCCUGACUUCCCGCAUCAAGCUCAACAAUGGCUUGUCCAUGCCCCGAAUCCACCUCGGAGUGUACCUGAUGAGUGGGAAUGAGGCUUCCAAGGCCGUAGGAUAUGCACUAGAUGCUGGAUAUCGAGCUUUUGAUUCGGCGCAGAUGUACCACAAUGAAAAAGACGUCGGACGGGCGAUUUCGAAGUAUUUGCAGUCCCAUCCGGAGCUGCAGAGAGAGGAUAUCCAUUAUACUUCCAAGUUGGCAAGUAAUAGCGACUAUGCCACGGCCAGAAAGAGUAUACAGAAGAGUGUGAAGGAGUGUGGUCUGGGAUACAUCGAUCUCUUCCUGCUACAUAGCCCGUACGGCGGGACGAGAGCUCGACUAGAGAGCUGGAAAGCCGUCGAGGACGCCAUCCAGAGUGGAGAAGUCAAGACUGGCGGCGUCAGUAACUUUGGCGUCAAACAUGUAAGUAGUCCUCAUACACGACAAAUUAACAUACCAGAUGCCGUUCUCAUAUCACCAACCAGAUCGACGAACUCCUCUCCUCCAACCCAACAAUCAAGCCCGCCGUAAACCAAAUCGAAGUCCAUCCCUUCAAUACCCGCACCGAAAUCACCUCUCACUGCCAGAAGAACGAUAUAGUGGUGGAGGCCUACGCUCCUCUGGCCAGAGCUCUGCGGAUGAAGCAUCCUGUCAUCGUAGAGAUCGCCGAGAAGUAUGGAUGCACCUCCGGCCAGCUGUUAGUGAGAUGGUCUCUACAGCAUGGAUUCGUGCCUUUGCCGAAGAGUGUGAGACAGGAACGGAUUAGAGAGAAUGCGAACAUUAGUGGAUUUGAGAUUAGUGAGGACAACAUGAAGAGGAUGGAUGCUUUGGAUGAGUACCUUGUUACUGGUGAGUUGAUCCAAUCAGGAUUUUUGGAUUGGUUGCUGACUACAACACACGCAGAUUGGGAUCCUGUAGAUGCACCGUAG